AGAAGCCUCAGGAGCAGUUUCCCCUGUACGUCAGACGACACUUCAACUCUCCCUCACUUCUGUAUGAUCAAUGGCGUUCAGGAAAGCUCGGCGUCUCUUCAAUAUAACCAAGGCCUCCGCCCAAACCCUCGCCAAUUCCCGUGUCUCUUUGUCCUCUGUGGUCCGGAGGGUCCCACCCGAUCCUAACGAAGCCUCCAUCGCUCCCGACCCCUGUCACAACGGCAUUAUCCGGUGUUUCCUUCACAAGAGAGCGUCCUCCCAGCCGGAGCUACGACUGCUUCCUCUCGGGGAGAACCUGAUGGAGAAGCUGAAGUCCAUAGGCGUUGCCCAGAACCGGAUCCAACUUGACGGCCUGAUGCCUCUGGCGGAGAGUACUUCGGAAGCGACGGAAGGCCUGACGGUUGAAGAUGCGAGGAAGUUGCUGAGGGUGGCGCAGCUGGAAAAGGUGAAGGAGAGGCUGAGAAAAAUCCAUAAAAACUGGAUACCUUAUUCGGACUUCAUUCGGAUCUGCACAGAAGUCUGCUCCGAUCCUGAUCAAGGUCUCGCCUUGGCCAAGAUGCUCGAUGAGUCCGGAACCGUAAUCGUCUUGGGAAACGCUGUCUUCCUAAGGCCUGAGCAGAUAACAAAAGCCAUCCAAAGCCUUGUUCCUCUAUUGGGAGCCAACCCGGGUUACAGGCAACAAAAGGAGCUGGAGGAGAUGGAGAAGCAGAAGGUGGCCAUCGACAAAGAGGCGGAUGCCUUGGUGCGCCGGGAACUCUGGUGCGGGCUGGGAUUGAUGGUGGUCCAGACAGCAGGGUGCAUGAGGCUAACGUUUUGGGAGCUGUCAUGGGAUGUGAUGGAGCCAGUUUGCUUCUACGUAACGUCAAUGUACUGUAUGGCUGGCUAUGCCUUCUUCCUUAGGACCUCCAAAGAGCCUUCUUUCCAAGGUUUCUAUCUGGGCAGGUUUGAAGUAAAGCAGAAGCGUCUCAUGGGGUUUCAUGGUUUUGACAUUGCUAGGUAUAAUGAGCUCCGGAGAGCAUGUUAUCCCAAUUCAUCUUCUUCACAACAAGCAGCUUCUUCAGGUGGUACUGCUCCAAUGUUCAAUCGAUAGUUUAACAUAUAGCUACGGCUUUCAAUGAACAUAAUCUUUGUGAGUCUUAA
Messenger RNA from Juglans microcarpa x Juglans regia, 1140 nucleotides. RefSeq names its product calcium uniporter protein 2, mitochondrial-like. Gene Ontology annotation, cellular component: uniplex complex; mitochondrial inner membrane. The coding region runs from base 71 to 1090 and encodes 339 amino acids. Gene Ontology annotation, biological process: calcium import into the mitochondrion; mitochondrial calcium ion homeostasis. NCBI's taxonomy places the organism in Eukaryota, Viridiplantae, Streptophyta, Magnoliopsida, Fagales, Juglandaceae. The record is from RefSeq and is a predicted model, not a curated record. Gene Ontology annotation, molecular function: calcium channel activity; uniporter activity. The transcript is spliced from 2 exons.